Molecule: messenger RNA, 825 nt
Organism: Pseudonaja textilis
Lineage: Eukaryota; Metazoa; Chordata; Lepidosauria; Squamata; Elapidae
Source: RefSeq, a predicted model, not a curated record
UUUGUGAAAGGACUCAUACCAAAGAGAAACUACCAAUGCUCCCAUUGUAUGAAAAGAUCUAGCAUGCACACCAAUUUGGUGAUACACAAGAGAACUCACACUGGGGAGAAAUCAUAUGAGUGUCUGCAUUGUGGGAAAAGUUUUCUGCAUAAUUCCAAGCUGGUGAUACACCAGAGGAGUCACACAGGAGAAAAACCAUAUGAGUGUCUGGAUUGUGGGAAAAGUUUCAAGGAGAAUUCCAAGCUGGUGUUACACCAAAGGAGUCACACAGGAGAGAAACCAUAUGAAUGUCUGGAUUGUGGGAAAAUGUUCAGUCAGAAUUCCGACCUGGUGACACACCAGAGGACUCACACAGGAGAGAAACCAUAUGAGUGCCUGUACUGUGGGAAAAGUUUCAGUAAGAAUUCAAACCUGGUGAUACACCAGAGGAUUCACACGGGAGAAAAACCAUAUGAGUGUCUGGAUUGUGGGAAAAGUUUCAAUCACAAAUCCCACUUGGUGAAACACCAGACCACACAUACAGGAGAAAAACUGUAUUGUUCAGAUUGUGGGAGAGGUUUUACUUGCAAUUCGGACCUGGUAGUACACCAGAGGACUCAUACAGGAGAAAGACCAUAUGAGUGCCCAAAUUGUGGGAAAAGUUUCAGUCGGAAUUCCUCCCUUAUAGAACACCAGAGGACUCACACAGGAGAGAAACCAUAUGAGUGUCCAGAUUGUGGGAAAAGUUUCAAGCGUAAUUACCAUCUGGAGAGACACAAGAGCACUCACACGGGUGAGAAACCGUAUGAGUGUCUGGAUUGUGGGAAAUGUUUCAAGCGUAAUUCC